AUGUCAAGAUUACUGCGCACCGAAAACGAUUUGAUUUAUCAAAAAAAUAAGGUUAUCACUCACCCACAUAAGCUUAUCCAGCUAAGGGAAUCCAUGCAUACCCCCACUAGGUACCAUAGAUGCAAGCAUCUUCAAGCUCGAGAAUACACACGCCCCCCACGCCGCUCUUGCAGCGCCGUAAUGGGAGAAAACCCCCACGGAGUACGAGGAAGAAAUGUUGAAGAGGCACUGCGACCGUUUUGGAAACCAAACGAGCGUUCCGUGAGAUGA
Messenger RNA from Schizosaccharomyces osmophilus, 270 nucleotides. RefSeq lists its product as uncharacterized. The transcript is spliced from 2 exons. NCBI's taxonomy places the organism in Eukaryota, Fungi, Ascomycota, Schizosaccharomycetes, Schizosaccharomycetales, Schizosaccharomycetaceae. The coding region runs from base 1 to 270 and encodes 89 amino acids. The record is from RefSeq and is a predicted model, not a curated record.